UUUGCACAUCCUCUCACUCGCACCAGCCGCUGCUGCAGCUCACUCGCUCGCACACUCCUGCAGGAUGCUGCUGGUGCUGCUGCUCGUUUGGAGCAAUUUGCUGGUUGAUGUGCGGUGAUUGCCGCAAACUCAACGCGACCGUCAACGAGCAAACAACAUAAGCGCGCAGCCCAAGGACAUAGGACAUAUACGAUAUACGAUAUACUCGGUGCACGGCUGACGGGACACCACACCCUACCACUCCGACUUCCACCCACUUUCACUUCCACCUCCAGUUCCAGUUCCAGUUCCACUCCCAGUCGAUAGCGAUGCUUAAUGAGGCCAGCUUGAGUCCCGUGGAUGCACACGGACCCACUGCAGCCGCACCCACGCACAGCAAGGCGGCGGGCGUCAGUGUCACCACAAUGCUGGCAACAAAAACCCCAUUCUCCAUCGAGCACAUACUGUUUCCCAACUUAAAUAGUGCCAAUAGUAACAGUAGCAAUAACGCGUUAACCAACAACAGUGGCAAUACCAAUAAUUAUGUUUCCGGUCAGAAAAACAUAAAGAAUGCAGUGAAAAGUGCCAGUGCCAGUGCCAUAGCCAGGAGCAGCUUCAUCCACGACAAUAAUUUACAGAAGCAUUCCUCGCAUUUCAUGCCAUCUCAUCCGGCCGUCGCUGCUGCGACAUCCCCAUCGGCAUCCGCCAUAGCGGCGGCGACGGCAACUGCCCGCGGAGGCCAAGGAGCGGCGGGAUACGGCAGCGAGGAUUACUCCAAGUCCUUGCACACCCCACAACGUGGAAGUCAUCAUCCACGUUCGGGAUCCUCUGCAUACUCCUCUGACCCAUCGGCUCAGCAAGGAUCUGCGUCUGGGCAGCAUCCGCCACCACCACCAGUGCCCGUAGUUCCGCCACCUCCUCCGCCGCCAAAUGGAGGAGCGGGAGGCCCCAAUGGGGUCCUGUACCCGAAUGCGCCCUACACCGAUCAUGGCUUUCUGCAGAUGACCCUCGGCUAUCUGUCACCAUCCUCGGGGACUUACAAGUCGGUGGAUCCCUAUUUUCUUUCCCAAGCCAGCCUGUUCGGAGGAGCGCCCUUCUUUGGGGCGCCCGGGUGCGUGCCGGAGUUGGCUCUCGGCCUGGGGAUGGGGGUGAAUGCGUUGCGUCACUGCCGUCGAAGGAAGGCCCGCACAGUGUUCAGUGACCCGCAGCUAUCCGGCCUGGAGAAACGGUUCGAGGCGCAGCGGUAUCUAUCAACGCCGGAGCGUGUGGAGCUGGCCACGGCGCUGGGACUGAGCGAGACGCAAGUGAAGACCUGGUUCCAGAACAGGCGGAUGAAGCACAAAAAGCAGCUACGGCGACGGGAUAAUGCCAAUGAGCCCGUUGACUUCUCACGCACCGAACUGGGAAAGCAUCCGUCCGAAGCCGCCUCCUCGGACGCCAAGCACGCCAAACUGAGCUCCGGAUCGGGGGCCGCAUCCGCCCAGCCCACGAGCGAACAGCAGCAGCUACAGAUGUGCCUGAUGCAGCAGGGUUACUCCACGGACGACUACUCCGACUUGGAGGCGGACAGCGAGGACGAAGACAACUCCAGUGACGUGGAUAUUGUCGGCGACUCCAAGCUCUACCAGUUGACAUAGAGUUCAGAAACGGAAGUGGAUCAAUCUUAUUUAUAAAUUUGUGUUUUAUUUAGAAGAAAUACGAGAAACUGUUAUCUAUUUAUUUUAAUACUAUUAACUUGAAAGAAGCACCAAAGAUUUUAUUACACAACUUAACCAUAAAUUGUACUUUUAAUUUAAUUUAUUUUAUGAAUUUAAUUUUAAGUUUUAUAGAGAUUCGUUGUAGGCCACCAACUUGUAAAUAUUCAUACCUUGAAUGAGCAACAUUCUAGUCAGAGUUACGACUAAGCAAGUAAUAACCUUAAAUCUAAUCCAUUUUAGUGAUUAUAUUCGAGUACUUCCAUUUUAAGAUCAUCCAGUUCCCUAGCCCUUGACGUGUUACCCAUAGCUUAGUGCUUACAAUAAAUGGACAAAAAUGAA
Messenger RNA from Drosophila ananassae, 2015 nucleotides. Its product is annotated as brain-specific homeobox protein. Gene Ontology annotation, molecular function: DNA binding; DNA-binding transcription factor activity, RNA polymerase II-specific. Lineage: Eukaryota; Metazoa; Arthropoda; Insecta; Diptera; Drosophilidae. The coding region runs from base 309 to 1616 and encodes 435 amino acids. Gene Ontology annotation, biological process: regulation of DNA-templated transcription. The transcript is spliced from 4 exons. The record is from RefSeq and is a predicted model, not a curated record.